Messenger RNA from Xenopus laevis (African clawed frog), 1027 nucleotides. It is a transcript of the gene mrps12.S, whose product is annotated as mitochondrial ribosomal protein S12 S homeolog. The record is from RefSeq and is a predicted model, not a curated record. The coding region runs from base 387 to 839 and encodes 150 amino acids. Gene Ontology annotation, molecular function: structural constituent of ribosome. Gene Ontology annotation, biological process: translation. Gene Ontology annotation, cellular component: mitochondrial small ribosomal subunit; mitochondrion; ribosome. NCBI's taxonomy places the organism in Eukaryota, Metazoa, Chordata, Amphibia, Anura, Pipidae. The transcript is spliced from 4 exons.
GUUCCACGCCUCCUUCUGAAUCAGCGCCGCCUACGUACAAUGUGACCGGAAGUGCAUGUACAGGCGGCGUGAGGGGUGAUCAAGGUGACAGGAGAUGCUUAUAUUGGUUUCAGGGUUCCGCGCUCUGACAAGUGCAGAGAAAAGAGGGACUUUCCAGUACAAAUGAGGGACUGCUGGUUGAGCUGUCAAAAGAGGGACUGUCCCUCCGAAAAAGGGACAGUUGGGAGGUAUGCAUGUCAUGUUUGUGAAUAAAGUCACCUUUGCAGCAGAUGCGCUGUUUUGUAUCCACGCCUACACUUUGGAACCACGUAUUGAUGGCUUUGGAUGGAAGCAAGGUGUUGGGAUACCAGAAUUAAUACUCAAAGGUAACAUCGGCUUUCUUCAGGAUGUCAUCCGCUGUAAUCCAGAGUUUUGCCUCUACAGCCAUCAGAUCAGGUUUUAUCACAUUCUCCAGGGUUCUUUCCCAGUGGAUGUUCCGAGCCUCCACACCAUGCAACUCGCAUAGCAUGGCCACCCUAAACCAGAUGCAUCGUGCAGGCAAGCCCAAGCCUGAUCCACCAAAAUUGGGUCCCACCUUUGGCUGCCCGCAGCUCAAGGGUGUGGUUUUAAAGACCAUGAUCCGAAAGCCCAAAAAGCCAAACUCUGCCAACCGAAAAUGCGCUCGUGUCCGGCUAAGCAAUGGCAAAGAAGUCAUUUGCUUUAUACCUGGAGAGGGUCACAACCUACAGGAACAUAACAUUGUCUUGGUGGAAGGGGGUCGCACCCAGGACUUGCCAGGGGUGAAGCUGAAGAUUGUCAGGGGCAAAUAUGACUGUGCACAUGUUAAAAAGAAGAAAUAGUGUUUUGUUUAUUUUGCUGGCUACACCGUCCUCAUUUUGCUCCAAAUAAACAUUAUUCCUAUAGUGGUAAACCAAUGCUCUACUUUAAAGGGAUUCCGUCAUGAUUUUUAUGAUGUUUUUUUUAUUUCUAAAUUACACUGUUUACACUGCAAAUAAUUCACUCUACCAUAUAAAAUGUAAUUCCUGAA